CAGUAGUCUCGCCCACGCCAAUUUUGAAGCUGGGGUUUGAACAAAAAACAAAUUAUUUUAAUUUAACUAUAGAAAAAGUUACUUUAGCUCCAGAUGGAUUUACUCGUCAAUUAUCAACCGUUAAUGGACAAUAUCCUGGACCAGUCAUAGAAGUUAACAAAGGGGAACGUAUUGUGAUGAAAAUUCAUAAUAAAUUAGGAGAACCAACAGCUCUUCAUGCGCAUGGAAUGCUUCAAAAAGGGACUCCUUGGUAU
Molecule: messenger RNA, 254 nt
Organism: Racocetra persica
Lineage: Eukaryota; Fungi; Glomeromycota; Glomeromycetes; Diversisporales; Gigasporaceae
Source: the annotation of a GenBank genome assembly